This is a messenger RNA of Epinephelus moara (kelp grouper), 1837 nucleotides long. RefSeq names its product FTO alpha-ketoglutarate dependent dioxygenase (gene fto). Gene Ontology annotation, biological process: regulation of multicellular organism growth; DNA alkylation repair; RNA repair. Gene Ontology annotation, molecular function: ferrous iron binding; mRNA N6-methyladenosine dioxygenase activity; broad specificity oxidative DNA demethylase activity. The record is from RefSeq and is a predicted model, not a curated record. Lineage: Eukaryota; Metazoa; Chordata; Actinopteri; Perciformes; Serranidae. The transcript is spliced from 9 exons. The coding region runs from base 23 to 1822 and encodes 599 amino acids.
GUGUAAACACAAGUCCAGGAACAUGAAAAGAUCGGGUGACAGUGAGGGGGAGAAGAGAAGAAAGCGGCGGAAGCUACUGCAGGAGUUGGGAGACCAGAAGAUCCCCUUUCUGGGACCUUCAGAUCGGGGCUAUCAGCAACUGUGGGACUCCAGUUACUCCGGCCUGGUUCUGAGGAGAUCCUGCUCACUGCCUGCGGAGCUCCAUGGCCGGGUGCAGGCAGCUCUGCUCACCCUCAGAAGGAAGGGCUGCCUCUUGAGGGAUUUGGUUCGCGUCCGUGACCGAGAUGUUUUCACCGCCGUUUCGCGGGCUCUGCUGGGUGAGCCGGGCCACACCUACCGCUAUCUGGAUACACGGCUCUUUGCUAUCCCCUGGCACAGUGAGGACGUUGAGGUCAAGGGACAAAACUGUUGUGACACUGACUUGAGGGCUGCUUGCAAGGCAUUGUGUGAGCUUAACACCUUCUUCUGCUCCGAUGUGUCUCAGCUGAAGGAAGGAGACAGACUAACACAAUGUGUGAAGGGGGAGACAGAGGCCAAACAGGGUGAAGAAGGGGACACAGGAUCUAAACACAGUGAAGACUCCAAGAACAGUGAAGGAGGGGACUCUGAGUCCCGACAAAGUGAGGAAGGGGACACGGAGUCCAAGCACAGUGAGGAGUGGGACAUUGAGUCGAAACACAGUGAAGAAGGCUGUUCUGGGUCAAAACAAGAAGGAGAAUGGGAGACUGGGUCCAAACACAGCAGUGAGGAAGGAGAGUCCUCCCAGGUCAAACCCAGUGAAAUGGGUGUCGCAGCAGGGUCCGAGCACAGUGAAGGAAAAUAUCCUGGCUGGGCACCUAAGGCCGUCACAAGCACAGAGACUAAACCAGUGGGACUAGGGGCCCAAGAGAAACCUUUGGCCCAACUCAAGCACAGCUUGUCAGAUUACCACAUUGAGGACAGGGAGGAACAGGCAAGCGGGCAGGGCUGUUCUCAGCCAAGUCCUCCGCCGGUAUGCACCGGUCCGGUCAAGUUCAAUGUCACCUUACUCAACUACAUGGACCCGGCAGCUAUGAGCCAGCUCAAAGAGGAGCCUUACUAUGGCAUGGGGAAAAUGGCGGUAGGGUGGCACCACGAUGAGAACCUCAUCACUCAUACGCCAGUAGCUGUUUACAGCUAUAGCUGUCACGAUGACAAAGGUGAGAGCAGUGAGGGAGGCAGUGGUGAGAAGGCAUGCUGGAGGAUUGGGCUCAAGGUAGCCUGGGACAUCCACACACCUGGCCUGAUGCUGCCACUGGAGUCUGGAGACUGCUAUUACAUGAGAGAUGACCUGAACAGUACCCACCAGCACUGUGUCCUAGCAGGAGAGACCGCACGCUUCAGCUCCACGCACAGAGUGGCCGAGUGUUCCAGUGGGACCCUGACCUACAUCCAGUCGCGGUGUCAAGAGGCCCUGUCCAACCUGCACACUGACCCAGAGACAGGCUCCCACAGCCUGCUGGCCCUGCUGCCGACAACGCUACAGAACUGUGAGGAGAUUCACAAUGAGGUGGAGUUCGAGUGGCUGCGACAGUACUGGUUUCAGGGCCAUCGCUACGCCCGCUUCUGCAGCUGGUGGACCAGACCGAUGGAGCAGCUGGAGAAGGACUGGAAGCUCAUGGAGACGAUGACAAUGCUCUUCCUGGAUACAGUGGAGAAGGAAGAGGAGGGCCAGGCAGGAGAGGGGAGGAGGGAGAUGGCAGAAACCCUGCUGUCUGCCUUGACAGACAGACACCAGCAAAGACAGACAUGGAGAGACAGGUCAAGAUGUCCUCUGUUCUUUUGCUUUGUUUAUGCAUUAUGAUUCACAGCAGCAAGG